This is a messenger RNA of Racocetra persica, 237 nucleotides long. The record is from the annotation of a GenBank genome assembly. Lineage: Eukaryota; Fungi; Glomeromycota; Glomeromycetes; Diversisporales; Gigasporaceae.
AUGAAUUUGGUAAAUGUGGAAUUUUCUAAAGAAACUGAUGAUAUUGAAAUUGAUGAUAACGCUGAUGAACUAGAGCAAAUUGAAGAAAUUGACAAAGUUGAUAAAAAAAUUGAAGAAAUCGACAAUAAUUAUGAAGGCGAAAUUAAAGAAACUAGAAAUCAAAAAACUAAAACAAUGGCAGAUAAGCCAUUAAUCGAUGACAUUGAGGAAGACUCAGUAAAUAAUGAAAUUUUAUAA